AUGGUAGGUAGUAUGAGUGAAGAUGACGAAGAGCUGUCCGAACCAGUCAUACCUCGAAUCGACUUGGAACUGGCUUCAGCUGGUAAGGAGAAGGCCUCUGCCAAGCAAACUUCACUCACGUCGUUUCUCUCAGCCCCACCUAGCGGUGGGCGAUGGAAGCCCGUACAUAAGGCACCGCCUUCUAAAAAGAAAGUAGAAGUCGUCAAGAAAAAAAUAGCAAUUGAUCCACAAGAGUCUCCUAAAGCCAGAAAAGUCGCGUCGGUUGUAACUGAGGUUUCGAGUGACGAUAACGACAAACGUGAAGAUGAACAGAAACGGCUGGAGAAAUCAAUAGAGAGGGCUAAAAGGAAGUCAAUCAAGCAGUAUCUAGACAGUGAUUCGAGCAAAAAGGGAAAACUGAUCCAAUCGAUGAAGGCAUCGGGAACUCCUAGUAGAGCAAAACGGAAGAAGAGCCCCACACCCGAACCUAAAGUGGAUGUUGUCGAUUCAAACGACGAAACUGCUCCUCACAAUACAAAUGGAGAAAACGAAGCGGAUUCAGCAUCGGUAACCCCUAUUGAAGAAGUGGCAAGAGACCUGGAAGUGCUGGAAGUCCAUAAAACACCCGCUUCGCGGACAAAGAAACGAUCAAGGUUGUCCACACCAAGGAUUCUUCAGAAAAUACGUUCAUCCAUGAGUGUGGAUGAUUAUCAAGACACCGAUUAUAACCGAACAGCGUAUAGCACUCCACGAAGGAAAGUUGCACGUCAUCGGUCCUACUCUCCUCUGAGCUUCAAGUUUGACAAUGACGAUGCCGGCAUCACUACGACGCCCGUGAUUCGUCGAAGAAAAACAGAUGGUGAGACAAGUGUUUUUGAUCUGGAUAUAACACCUGAGGACCACGAUCUAAUCCACAAUCUGAGCCAACCAUCUACAUCUGGAUUGGCAGCAGCUGCUGCGCAAGGCUUACUUAGCGAG
Messenger RNA from Cooperia oncophora, 957 nucleotides. NCBI's taxonomy places the organism in Eukaryota, Metazoa, Nematoda, Chromadorea, Rhabditida, Trichostrongylidae. The record is from the annotation of a GenBank genome assembly.